CCUCAGCCGCCGCUCCCUGAGUCGCAGCCUCAGCCUCCCUUCGGCCGCCGGCAAGAUGCCCAAAACGAUCAGCGUGCGAGUUACCACCAUGGACGCCGAGCUGGAGUUUGCCAUCCAGCCGAACACAACUGGGAAACAGCUGUUUGACCAGGUUGUGAAAACCAUUGGUCUCAGGGAGGUUUGGUUCUUUGGACUCCAGUAUCAGGACACCAAGGGCUUCUCGACAUGGCUGAAGUUAAACAAAAAGGUGACGGCGCAGGACGUGCGCAAAGAGAGCCCGCUGCUUUUCAAAUUCCGCGCCAAGUUCUACCCGGAGGACGUGGCGGAGGAGCUGAUCCAGGACAUCACCCAGCGCCUGUUCUUCCUCCAGGUCAAGGAGGGCAUCUUGAAUGACGACAUUUAUUGCCCUCCGGAGACCGCCGUCCUUCUGGCCUCAUACGCCGUCCAGUCCAAAUACGGAGACUACAACAAGGAGGUCCAUAAGCCCGGCUACCUGGCCAGCGACAAACUUCUUCCCCAAAGAGUUUUGGAACAACACAAACUCAACAAGGACCAGUGGGAAGAAAGGAUCCAGGUGUGGCAUGAAGAACACCGGGGGAUGCUCAGAGAAGAUGCCAUCUUGGAGUACCUGAAGAUUGCGCAAGAUCUGGAGAUGUACGGCGUGAACUAUUUCAGCAUUAAGAAUAAAAAGGGCUCAGAGCUUUGGCUGGGAGUGGAUGCCUUGGGGCUCAACAUCUAUGAGCAGAAUGACCGGUUAACUCCCAAAAUUGGAUUCCCUUGGAGUGAAAUCAGGAACAUUUCCUUCAACGAUAAGAAGUUUGUAAUCAAGCCGAUCGACAAGAAAGCACCAGACUUUGUAUUCUAUGCCCCUCGGCUAAGGAUUAACAAGCGCAUCCUGGCUCUUUGUAUGGGGAACCAUGAGCUCUACAUGCGCCGGCGCAAGCCAGACACGAUAGAAGUGCAGCAGAUGAAAGCGCAGGCCCGGGAAGAGAAGCAUCAGAAACAGAUGGAGAGAGCCUUGUUGGAGAACGAGAAGAAGAAGAGGGAGAUAGCAGAGAAGGAGAAGGAGAAGAUCGAGCGCGAGAAGGAGGAACUGAUGGAGCGGCUCAGGCAAAUUGAGGAACAGACCAAGAAAGCACAGCAAGAGCUGGAGGAACAGACCCGCCGGGCGCUGGAGCUGGAACAGGAGAGGAAGCGCGCCCAGGAGGAAGCAGAGAAACUGGCGCGGGAACGGCGGGAGGCCGAGGAAGCCAAAGAGGCCUUGCUGAAGGCAUCUCACGACCAGAAGAAGACCCAAGAGCAGCUGGCUGCUGAGAUGACGGAGCUCACAACCAGGAUCUCGCAGCUGGAAAUGGCUCGGCAGAAGAAGGAGAGCGAAGCCAUGGAGUGGCAGCAGAAGGCCCAGAUGGUCCAAGAAGACUUAGAGAAAACUAAAGAAGAGCUGAAGUCAGCCACAAGCACCUCUCACGUCUCUGAGCCCAUGCAGUCGGAGAAUGAGCAUGACGAUGAGCAGGACGAGAAUGCUGCAGAGGCGAGCGCUGAGCUGAGGGCACAUGCCUCCAUCAAGGACCGCAGCGAGGAGCAACGGACCACGGAGGCAGAGAAGAACGAGCGGGUUCAGAAACACUUGAAGGCGCUUACAUCUGAACUGGCCAACGCUCGAGACGAGACAAAGAAGACAGCCAAUGACAUGAUCCAUGCCGAGAACAUGAGGCAGGGCCGCGACAAGUAUAAGACCCUGCGCCAGAUCCGACAGGGCAACACCAAGCAGCGUAUAGAUGAAUUUGAGUCCAUGUAAUCAUUCCUGCCUCCACUCCGCCUGCACUCUCCUACCCUUCCUUCCUUCCCUCCUUCCUUCCUUCUCUCUGUCCCUUUUUCCCUGCUCUCCUUCCCCUUUCUCUUCUUCACCUGCGUUGUGCUGGAACCACUACAGAAGAGUGACCACAGUCUGUCUUUAGCAUUCUGUGCAGACUCUGCCAUUCUGUUACAGGACCAAAAAAAGAAAGUCAAAAAAUCAAGUCAGUUGUGCCUUACUGAAAAUGUAAGACUCAUCCUUUGCUUAAUUGAGGCUGCAGCGAGAGUCCGUGUGGCUUUUUUAGGAUGCUUCCGAUGGUAUCAGCAAUGCUUCUGGUACAAGCCCCAUGCGGUGGUGCUUAACAGGAAGGACCUCUCUAGCCUUGGUUGCCAACGCCUGGAGAGACCCACUUUGCCUAGUCCUAAUGCAUAAAGGCUUGCCAUAGUAUUGGGACCCUCUGUUUUUCCAAGCCCCACUAGUUUUAACACUUUGGGACCAGGAGAUAAUUGCUCUAGAAGGAGAAGUUAAGAGGGUCAAAAAUUGUGUGCACUCUUUCCCCAAAGACCAAAGCUUUUCAUGAUCCCUGAGAUUUAGCAGACCAAACAGAUGCCUCUGAUCUUUACAGUAUUUUGCAUGUGCCACCAGCUGGUAAGCUUGAAAGAGUCCAUAUUCCUUAAUCGUGAUUAAUGGACCUGCAUUGGGAAUAUUCCUCUCCUAAGCACAACUUUUUGCCAUAUCCCCAAGGAACAACAUUUUGGUGCCUUUUUUUUCCAUUUCUUUUAUCUUGCCAACCUGAACCUGAAGUGUUUGAAAUAGGAUUUGCAUUAGCCAUGAAUCCCAGCAAAAGCGGUGCAAACCCAUGCAUUCAGCCUUAUCAAGGCAGAUCUCCAGCACAGUCACCUCCUUGUGCCUUAUUACACAUUGAUUCCCUCUUAACACUUAUAUAUCCAUCAUGCUACCUGUGUUGUUUCCAUGUCUCACUUCUCCACACCACCAACUGUUUGCAUUUUUGUCAGGUCUGCCCUUGAGUUUAAAAGAAUAAAGAGAGAGAAAUCUUUCUCUUUCUGCUGCCUUAAACAUGGGGAGAUAGCAGGUUGCCCCCUUUUUAAAAGAUCUCUCACCUUGGAGUGCCUUUUGCCCUUUCAAUUUCAGAAAAAGGAAGAAAGAAAGAGACCCAGAAUCUCUGGCUUUGCUUUUGGCCACUUGCAACCGUCUAACUAAUGGUCUGAAAUCCAGACAGCGAUGCUUGGUGCCACUUUGCUGCCAAGCAUUCAUUGGCGCUCCCUUUUCCGCGGGAGUUGGCCGCUCAUUCCUGCCUGUGCAACGACCCCAAACCAUCUCUGAUAAUUGGGAAAAUUGAACUCGGGGAAGGAAUGUAGCUACAAAAGGCUGGAGCCUGGAGGGAAAAUCCUUUUGGAGGAGAAUAUGGCCUUCCUUUUACUCUCUCCAACAUGGAUUCCGUUCAAAGAGACGCUCCUCUGCUCUUCUGAUUUAGCAUCCUUUUUUUAAACCAUCUCCUGCACCCAGUUAUCUUUAGAGUCUCCCCAGUCCUCCGUUCCCUGAAUUGCUCCUCUUUUCCACCAUUGACAUUCCACUUUCAGGAUGUAUUAAUGCCAAAAAAAGGUAUGAUUUUUUAAAACAGGAAUAAAUGGAGGCAGAUGAGCGUAAUUGCUAAAAACUGCUUGGAGAGGAUGGAAAGAGGUUCGCGUAACUUAACACCUGCGAGGGCACUAAAGAUUUUGCAGCAUUUCCCAUUUUUAGGGCUCCAUCUUACCUCUUUGGGUAGCAAGAUACUGGCGCCAUAAGCAACACUGGUUGCUGGGAGAUGUCCCUCAAAGCCACUCUUCAACUCCUCCCCAAAGAUCACUGUUUUUUAAGCGUCCAUUGUGUGCGUUUUGUAAAUUUACUCCUUUCCCCUCCAGAUACAGUGUGCCUAUUAGGGUGCAUUGGAGAUGAGGCCAGCCUUUUUUCUCCUUCCUCCCCUUGAAAAAUAUACAACCUUGUUGCUUUAAAAAGGAUUGUAAGAACCACUUUGCAUUUUCUCUGCCUAAGAGGCUGUGGCUCUUUCCAUUUUCAUUACCAAAUUGCCAUUGAAGUGCCCACGGCUUGCCAGUUUUCUCCUUUGGACUGUGCUCUUUGCUGGCAUGCUCUGGAUGCAAAGCCACUUUUCAAGCAAAUAUACCUUGCUUGCAAGAUCAGCAUUGGACUAAAUAAAGCAGUCCAGGCCUUGCUGCGUUGUCCGGGGCAAUUUGUGGCUCAUCCCAGCCAUUGGACUCCCUCUCCCGCUCACUCCCAGUUAGCUCCCAGUAGAGGAACAAAACCAACUGGUGCCAGGGAGUCUUAACUCCUGCUGUAGUCGGUUCAGCUCUUUCCCCUCAUCUUUUACCAGUAUUAUGUAUUCCAGUGGGUAUCUAAUGAUAACUGAUUUCAUCCUCUCUCUCUUUGUUUUUGUUUUUCCUAGCUAUGCACAAUUAGAAAAUGUUAAUCUUGGAAGUGUUGAGGAGGGAGGGAAAGGCAAUGCUCCCUCCCUUCUCCAUGGAAAAAGAAAUAUGUAUACUGUAUUGUAAAGAGAUGAUAUUUUGCAGGAAAUUUAAUGUAAGAAGCACUCAGUAUUACAAUGAGAUUUCUAGAUACCUUUUUUUUAAUUAUUAGUUAGUAUCCAUGGAGGUGUUCCUCCUCCUCCUCCUCCUCCAUUCCCUCCUCCACCAUUUUGUUUACUGCUAUUUCUUGGAUAACAUACUUUUUCCUCUCCGGAGGAGGAGGGGAAAUCGCCCUAUUAAACUUUCGUUUUGUUUUGUUUUGGUCUGGCUUUAUAUUUCUGUUUUGGAAGAGAGAGAAAAAAAGAUGCUGUAAAUUAUGUCUACUCUUUAACUUUUGACCAACCUUUUUACAUGUUAACAAUUAAAAACACCAGUUCCUUCCCCCGGGAGGGACUGCAAGGUCAGUCAGGCUGCGUAUCGAUGUGGUCAGCCACAGAGAUUCCGGCCGUUCGGACGCUGCGUGCUCAAAGGGGUUUUGUUAAAAGUCCAUCCCCUGUUCCCUCUUCAUCCAGUGCCAAUAAAGUUUAGAUCAGUUGA
Molecule: messenger RNA, 4872 nt
Organism: Sceloporus undulatus (fence lizard)
Lineage: Eukaryota; Metazoa; Chordata; Lepidosauria; Squamata; Phrynosomatidae
Gene: MSN
Product: moesin
Exons: 13
Coding region: 56-1798 (580 amino acids)
Biological process (GO): regulation of cell shape; positive regulation of protein localization to early endosome; positive regulation of early endosome to late endosome transport
Cellular component (GO): plasma membrane; filopodium; apical part of cell
Molecular function (GO): cell adhesion molecule binding; actin binding
Source: RefSeq, a predicted model, not a curated record